Molecule: messenger RNA, 3705 nt
Organism: Felis catus (domestic cat)
Lineage: Eukaryota; Metazoa; Chordata; Mammalia; Carnivora; Felidae
Gene: CDH17
Product: cadherin 17
Exons: 18
Coding region: 1189-3690 (833 amino acids)
Biological process (GO): cell-cell junction assembly; adherens junction organization; cell morphogenesis
Cellular component (GO): catenin complex; adherens junction; plasma membrane
Molecular function (GO): calcium ion binding; cadherin binding
Source: RefSeq, a predicted model, not a curated record
CUCAUUGCAAAGCCCGUGAAAAGAAGCCCACAAAAUGGAGAGGGGAAGAAGAAGAACGAGGAAGUGAAGUGUCUGAAGGUCCUCAAGAUAAAUAGGGCUUACAGCAACCAUGGGCUUCCUAAGGGAUCUGAGAAGGAGGAAGUCCAUCUAGACAGUGGGUUGUACUGGAUGCACACCUAGAGACAAAUGGAAAGCAUAACACAGCUCAGGAGAAGCCCAGAAAUGAAUAUCAGAAAGUCAACAGAAACCGGAUAAAGUGUGACACAUUUGACACAAAAGUGACAUUGAUUCUCCUCUUCAGUGUGGAUUCCCAGAGCGACUGAAGGAUGGGAAUCAGAAAUCAGCCUAAAAGAUGACUUGACUUAAGAAAUCUGGGGCUAUUGGCUUUUAUUGUUUAAUUGGAAACCUCAUUUUGAGUGGAAGAAGUAACCUGAUUUUUAGGUAAAUCUAUUCAAUUGUGGAGAAAAAAAAUAAGGACUUGUUUGUGUUUGGAGGGAAGGCUACUACUGGUUGUUUCAUGUCGACUUUGAAGAGGACCCUUGAAUUGCAGAAGCAGGUACUGCCAGAUUGCAUCUUUGGUCACACCUUCUGAGUUAUUUCUUAAUGUCUCCUGAGGCUGGUUAUCCGUGAACUGCGUCAUUGCUCAGACGUGGAUCCCUGUGGUCUGUCUGUGUUUGCGAUGGAAUUGACAAAAAUUUGUCGAUUGAGCCUUCUGUACAGACACUAUGCUAAAUGUUGGGUGUACAAAAUAUGGACAAACAGUCUCGAUGUCAUGGAGCCCACACUCUAGAAGCAGUUGAAUACAUAGAGUGUUUCCCCUUUUUGGCUUCUGUUUGUCUUCUAAUUUACUUCUCUACAUUCAAAAGUUCAGAUACUUGUUUGGAGAUGUAUUGAGUAUGAAUUAACUUCUUUUGGUACAAGCCCACUUCUUUUCUGGAGUGAACACAAUGAUACCUUUUAUGACAUCUGAUGGCUUCUGCGGUCAAUAAAACCUAUCUAAUAGGAUGGUUAAUGUUUGACUGAAGUCUGAAAGGAGAGGCUGGGGAAGCAGAACAGUGCGGAGGGAGUGUUCUCCAGGGAGAUUCUCAAGCCCCAGCAAGAGUCUCAACAGCUGAAUGGAAGAAAAUAACUUUUAACGGCCAUUUUGUUAUUUACUUACAGAAAGAAGUUUCAAUACAGAAAACCACAAUGAUGCGAGCCCAACUCCAUUGCUUGUGUCUCCUUACACUUUAUUUGACGGCUGGAUACGGCCAGGAGAGGAAGUUUAGUGGACCCCUGAAACCCAUGACAUUUUCUAUUUUUGAAGGCCAAGAACCAAGUCAAGUCAUAUUCCAGUUUAAGGCCAAUCCUCCUGCUGUGACUUUCAAACUAACUGGAGAGACAGAUGGCAUAUUUCAGAUACAACCAGAUGGACUUUUGUAUCAUAACAAAGCCCUGGAUAGAGAAACAAGAGCUGUUCACAAACUCCAGGUCUCCACCCUGGAUGCUUAUGGAGCCACAGUGGAGGGCCCAGUUCCCAUCACCAUAGAAGUGAAGGACAUCAAUGACAAUCGACCCACGUUUCUCCAGCCAAACUAUGAAGGCUCAGUAAGACAGAAUUCUCGUCCAGGAAAACCCUUCAUGUAUGUCAAUGCUACAGACCUGGAUGACCCAGCUACUCCCAAUGGUCAGCUUAUUUAUGAAAUUAUCAUCCAGCUUCCCAAGAUCAAUGAUGUCAUGUACUUUCAGAUCAACAACAAAACAGGGGCAAUUUCCCUUACCCUAGAAGGAUCUCGGGAAUUGGAUCCCAUUAAGAAUCCUUCCUACAGACUGGUGGUCUCAGUGAAGGACAUGGGAGGCCAGAAUGAUCAUUCCUUCAGUGACAGCACAUCUGUGAACAUUAUGGUGAAGGAGAAUAUUUGGAAAGCACCAGAGCCUGUGGAGAUUGUAGAAAACUCAACUGAUCCUCACCCCAUCAAAAUCACUCAGGUGCAGUGGAAUGAGCCAGGUGCACAAUACUCCUUAGUUGACAAGGAGAAGCUGUCAACUUUACCGUUUUCAAUUGACCAGGAAGGAGGUAUUUAUGUGACUCAGCCCUUGGACCGUGAAGAAAAGGAUUCGUAUGUUUUUUAUGCCGUGGCAAAGGAUGAGAUUGGGAAACCGCUUGCCUUCCCACUGCAAAUUCGUGUAAAAGUGAAAGACAUUAAUGAUAAUCCACCUACAUGUCCAUCUGCGGUGACCGUAUUUGAGGUCCAGGAGAAUGAAGAUAUAGGUAGCAAUAUUGGGACUUUUAUUGGCCAUGACAUGGAUGAAGAAAAUACUGCCAACAGUGUUUUAGUAUACAAAAUUGUGGAUCAAAUUCCCAAACUUCCCAAGGAAGGACUCUUCCUGGUCCAAACCUACUCGGGAGUGGUCCAGUUGGCUGGGCAGUCCUUGAAGAAGCAAGACACUCCGCAGUACAAUUUGACAAUAGAGGUAUCUGACAAAGAUUUCAAAACCCUCUGUCACGUGGAGAUCAAUGUCAUUGAUAUCAAUGAUCAGAUCCCCAUCUUUGAAAAAUCAGAUUAUGGAAACCUGACUCUUGCUGAAGACACAGCCGUUGGGUCCACCAUCUUGACCAUCCAGGCCACAGACACUGAUGAGCCAUUUACUGGGAGUUCUAAAAUCCUGUAUCGUAUUAUACAGGGAGACAGUGAGGGGCGACUGGGGAUUGACACAGAUCCCCAUACCAACGCUGGAUAUGUCAUAAUUAAAAAGCCUCUUGAUUUUGAAACAGUAGCCGUUCACAACAUUGUGUUCCAAGCGGAGAAUCCUGAGCCUCUGGUGUCUGGUGUAAAUUAUAACACCAGCUCUUCUGCGAAGUUCAAGCUUAUUGUGACAGAUGUGAAUGAAGCACCUCAAUUUUCCCAGCGCAUAUACCAAGAAAAAAUCAGGGAAGAUGUGGCUGUAGGCACUAAAGUGGGCAACGUGACUGCCAAGGAUCCAGAAAAUCUGGACAUAAGUUAUUCUCUGAGAGACAACACAAGAGGCUGGCUUAAAAUUGACCCUGUCACUGGCGAGAUCUUUACCACGGCUCCUCUGGACAGGGAAGCUGAAAGUCUGUAUCGGGUGCAAGUGAUGGCGACCGAAGUAGGCGGCUCCUCCCAGAGCUCCAUAGCCAGUUUCCACCUGACCCUCUUGGAUGUCAACGACAACCCCCCUCGGCUAGCCAAGGAGUACACGGGCUUGUUUCUGUGCCAUCCCCUCCACCAAGAGGGGACUCUCAUUUUUGAGGUCACUGAUGAUGAUCAGUGGUCACUUUCGAGUCCACGCUUUUCAUAUUCCCUCGUCAGUGAAAGCUCACGAAAUGACUGGGAAGUUUCGAGAGUCAACGGAACUCAUGCCAAACUUUCUACCAAGCACACGAACUUUGAAGAGGGACUUUACAGUGUCCCAAUCCGCAUCAAUGAUGGUGGCCGGCCACCGCUGGAAGGGGUAGUCUCUUUACCAGUUACUUUCUGCACAUGUGUGGACGGACAUUGUUUUCAGCCAGCAGGUCACCAGGCUGGGAUGCCCACUGUGGGCAUGGCAGUUGGUAUACUCCUGACCACAUUUUUGGUUAUUGGUGAGUAUAAUUUCUCAGAUUCAAGGAUUCCUGUUCUGGGCCUUAGAAACCUUCACCUCAGGGUCUGUCUUCGGGGCUGGUCUGCUGGCUGCUUACUGCCGUUCUAGACAAACAGCCAGGAA